Molecule: messenger RNA, 474 nt
Organism: Caenorhabditis angaria
Lineage: Eukaryota; Metazoa; Nematoda; Chromadorea; Rhabditida; Rhabditidae
Source: the annotation of a GenBank genome assembly
AUGAGAACUUUAAUCGUUCUUUCUGCUCUCGUCGUUGUCGCCUUGGCGCAAUAUGGUUCAGUAGCAACUGCUGCUGAUACUUCAGCUGUUCAAGUAACCUACCAAGUGCCACAAUAUCAAUAUAACCCCUAUCCAGGAAACUAUUUCUAUAGACCAAGGUGAAUCUUAUUCAAAAAAAAUGUCAAAAUAAAACAAUAUUUCAGACCUCACAGACGUCACGGAAGACAUCAUCGUCAUAGAAGACCAGAUCACGACUGGGAUUUCGAUGAUGAAUCAUCGGAAGAAGAUUGGGGAUGGGCUCGAGAUGAUUUUGAAGGAUAUCAUGGAUAUCAUGGAUAUCCAUAUCCAUUCCAAUAUCAACAACCAAUUUACACAGUUCAAACAACAUCGAACAAUGCCGCUGCUGAUUCAACCAGCUAUGGAACUGUUUCAAAUACUGCUGCUGCUGCUCCAGCCACCUAUGGAUCCCAAUAA